UUUAAAAACAUAAUAUUGUCAACAGUUUUGCCGAACGCACGUGCUUUGAGGCGCUCGCAUUAUUCGAUUAUUUGUGUGUUUUCAAUAGUUAGGUUGUUAAAAAUGACUGAUUUUCGCGGAGACGAUUCUGAUUCCAGUUAUGUGUCUUACGACGAAGAUGAUGAGCUUCGUGAAGCGCUUGCCAAAGGUCUCCUGAAGCCGGGAUUGAAUGUGCUAGCCAAAGACAAAGAACAGCCAGUAAACAAUCCGGCUAAGCUAAGAUCUGCUUUAGAAUCCAUAAUUCUAAAAGCCCCAUGGAUAGAAAGGAUGGAUUUGGUCAACGAUUUGGCUCCUCUUACACCGGAGCUUGCCAUACAGAUAGAGAAACAUGAGCAGAAACGCGAGAACCAGUUUAAAGGAAACAAAAAGAUUCCUUACGUUGCACCAGAAGUGGACCCCGUGUUGAACGAUUUCAAGCGAGAAAUUUUGUUCCAUCGGCAAGCGCAGGCAGCCGUUGUGGAAGGUAUCAAACGACUUCAUGACUUGGGAAUUGUUACCAAGCGACCGGAUGACUAUUUCGCGGAAAUGGCCAAAACAGACGAACACAUGCAGCGAGUUCGGAAGGUACUGCUAGAUAAGCAGGAAGGUAUUGCUAAAUCCGAACGAACAAGACAACUACGCGAACAGCGUCGCAUCGGAAAGCUGAUCCAGCGGCAAGCAACUGAAAAACGCGACGAACAGCGACGUAAAACGCUGAGUGACAUCAAGAAAUUCCGCAAGGGUAAACUGUCCAAUCUGGACUUCCUGGAUGACGACGAGGAAGCCCCAGCCGGCGGCAAGAAACGAAAAGCUAGCGCAAGGGGAACCAAGCGACAAGUGAACCCCAAACGACAGGCUAGGAAUGCCAAGUUUGGCUUCGGUGGACGGAAAAAGGGAUCGAAGAGGAACACCAAAGAGUCGUUCCUGGCCGAUGGUCGCAAAAAGAAAUCCGGUCCUGGUGGGGGAGGUGGUAAACAGCGGCUGGGUAAAAGCAGACGAGCACAGGCGAAAAAUAGGAAAUAAUUGUCUGCUUAUAGGUUUUAUUUCUGUUAAUAUAAUAAAUGCUUAUAUCAAAAAUA
This is a messenger RNA of Wyeomyia smithii (pitcher-plant mosquito), 1097 nucleotides long. Its product is annotated as probable rRNA-processing protein EBP2 homolog. NCBI's taxonomy places the organism in Eukaryota, Metazoa, Arthropoda, Insecta, Diptera, Culicidae. The transcript has 2 exons. Gene Ontology annotation, cellular component: preribosome, large subunit precursor; nucleolus; nuclear periphery. Bases 103 to 1041 code for a protein of 312 amino acids. Gene Ontology annotation, biological process: ribosomal large subunit biogenesis; rRNA processing. The record is from RefSeq and is a predicted model, not a curated record.